UUAAUCACACCAAAAUUAUAUUUUAUCAAUUUGGUUGUGUAUUGUAAUGUUUGUGAAGCUUUAAAGAGUUAACAGAUGCGUCUCACGAUAAAAGGAAUGUACCUAUCAUUAUAAGGAAAACGCAUUUUUAGAAAGUUAUUCCAAAAAAAUAACUAAAUUAACAACCAGUGCGAGUUCUUCAAGCAUGAAGCCUACCAAUCUGGCGUUACUUGUGUUUGGUAUCACGGGUAUGCUUCUUGUUUUUAUUCUGGGAUAUUUUUCAUCGUCAGAAAAAAUAUAUUUCACUGAUGUUCAUCCACAUAUAAAGAACAGUGACACACAAACUACUUCAUUUAAUGGUGAAUCAAAUUCCAUCAAUAACAAAACUUUGGUAAUCUUGUGGUACAACCUUCCAUUUUAUUUAAAGUCUUCAGUGACAUAUUUUCAAGCGAACAAGUGUAGCAAUUUUAGAUCUACCUGUAUAUUAUCAACUGUUAAUUCUGAUAUAAUUAGAAGUAGUGGUGUUAUCUUCACUCAUUCAACUCUGCCAAGAACUCCUCCCAUGAGGAAUACAUCUCAAGUCUGGAUUUUCAAUACUCUGGAAAACAAAGCAUUCACACAUUGGCCAAAUAGCGCUUGGGACUAUAAAUUCGAAUGGACCAUGUCUUAUCGUAGAAAUGCUGACGUUUCAAGACCAUAUGGCAAAAUUAUAAGACUGGACAAAAGUAUACAUAGAAAUUAUUCUGAGGUUUUUCGACAGAAGACAAAAUUCGGUGUUUGGAUGUCUGGUCACUGCCCUGUCCCAUCUCGUCGUAAAGAAUAUAUUGAAAAAUUACAGAAGUACAUAGAUAUUGACACGUUUGGAUCGUGUGGGAAGAAGAAGUGUGGGACUCGAACUCCUGCUAUGAAUGAUUGUUUGAAGAAUUUCUCUAGGGAUUAUAAGUUUUAUUUCUCCUUCGAGAAUAAUAUUUGUAGAGAUUACUCCACAGAAAAAGUAUUUAACUUCUAUCAAUACAAUUUGAGCAUCAUACCAGUUGUAAAUGGUCCACCUCAAGCACGUGAAUAUUUACCAAAGGGAACUUUCAUAAACACUUUCGAUUUUACGUCUCCGGAAAAAUUGGCCAAAAAACUUAAAGAAAUUGGAUCCAGUGAAAAAUUAUAUACUCAAUAUCUGAGAGAAAAAGAUAAAUAUGGUUCUUUAAAUAACUCUGAAAUAUUUCGCGAGUCAAUGUGUUCUGCUUGCAAAAAGCUAGAUCAACUAAAGGGUAGAAACAUAAUAACAAAACCGAAAGUGAUUGACGUGUUUAAAAAUGAAUGUUAACAGUUCUUGUAAACAUUUGGAGGGAAAACUCUCACUAACAUCAUGAACUCAUCCUUAUAGUUUCUUUAUUAUUUCUAACAUUUUAAUUAAUCGCUAAUUCCCUGAAUUUAUUAAUAAAACGAUUUGAUGCUCGAAAGGACUUUAUUUGAUAUGGGCCUAAAAUGGCCCCCAAAAAUGAUCAUCGUCAAUUUACUGUAAUUCUUUCAUUUCUUUGUACAGAUAUAUAUGUGUAGUUUUUACAUAAUGUUCAUUUUGAUUCAACUGCCCACAAUUUAGAAAUAUGACAUCGUAAAGACAACCUUUUCCCGCCAUUUUUGCAUUUGUAGCAUACAUUUCAGAAGACAUAGAGCGCGUGCUUGUACAAACAAAGUAUUUUAACCAGAGAUGUAUCUAGCCAAGGCUAAUAAGUGAUAAAAAAAAUUUCCUUGAUCAUGCAUGCGCUCUAUAUUUCCCAUUCAUAAAAAUAUUAGAAAAAUGUCAAUUUUUGGCUGAUUUUGAUUGAAUUAUAAGAAAUAAUGUCACUUCUGACGUCAUAUACUGCCAGUGAGUGCAAAUAAAACAAAUAAAAAGGUGA
Magallana angulata is the source of this 1874-nucleotide messenger RNA. RefSeq names its product glycoprotein 3-alpha-L-fucosyltransferase A-like. The record is from RefSeq and is a predicted model, not a curated record. Bases 185 to 1300 code for a protein of 371 amino acids. NCBI's taxonomy places the organism in Eukaryota, Metazoa, Mollusca, Bivalvia, Ostreida, Ostreidae. Gene Ontology annotation, molecular function: alpha-(1->3)-fucosyltransferase activity. The transcript has 3 exons. Gene Ontology annotation, cellular component: membrane.